CGGGAGGCCCGGGUUCGAUUCCCGGCCAAUGCAGCUGCUACUUUUCCUCUUUUUUUUUCUCAGUUCCUUAUUUGUCCUUCCUUUUCCGCUUCCGUUCCGGCCGCCAAAUCCUCCUUCAGCUCCACCGGGUCUCGCCCUGCUGUUCCUCCGCCGUGUCCCGCUGGGCUGCGGGUGCCCGGGGGUAGCGGGAGGAUCCUCGGGGAGGCCGCGCCGGGGAGGACAAGAUGGAGGUAAAAGAUGCAAAUGCUGCAUUGCUGAGUAACUUUGAGGUGUACCAGUUACUUACUGAUCUCAAGCAGCAGCGUAAAGAGAGUGGCAAAACCAAGCAGAGCUCUGGGCAGCAGAAUCUGAACACAAUCAUGUAUGAGACACUGAAGUACAUUUCAAAAACACCCUGCAGGUACCAGAGUCCUGAGACUGUCAGAGAGUUCCUGGUAGCAAUGAAAGACCAUAAAUUAACCAAGGCAGAAAAGCUGCAGCUGCUGAACCACAGGCCUGUGACUGCAGUGGAAAUCCAGCUGAUGGUGGAAGAAAGCGAGGAGAGGCUGACAGAGGAGCAGAUCGAGUCACUCCUCCAGACAGUCACCAGCAUCCUGCCAGGGGAUCCAGAGGAACAGCAGAGAGACUCAGCAAUGGCAACAGAAGACAAAGGUGACCAGGCAUAGGAGGCACCUGGCAGCAGUUUCAGAAGAGAACCAGCUGAUACCAGUCUGGGUUUGAUACCAGUUCAAUCCUGUGUUGGACAUAACUGUAAAAUAUAUUCAAAUUUUUAUGACUUGGAGGUGAUGAGGGAACCAACUGUUCACAAGCAAGCAGGGAAAAGGACAUUAUUGUUUGGGUGUUUUGUCAUAAACAGGGGUGACAGUGCCAGAGUUUGCAGUGGAGCAGCCUGAGGAGUGCUGGGGCUCAGCAUCUUUUGGGAUUUUUCCAUUUCCCAUGGAAGGACAGCUGGACAUUUGAAUAGGCAGUGUUUGAAUCAGCAUAGCAGUGCUGCAGUGGGAAUUCCUUUCAGAAGCUUUGCAAUUGCCCAAGUGCCUUCCAGAGCAGGAGCUGCCAUGCAAAGCAAAUUUUUGGGGCCCUUUGCAGAGCUGAGCACAGGCAGGGAUGUACAGGAGCUGCUUAGGGUCUGGCCAGGCACUCCCAAAUCGUGGCAUCCUGGAAUUGAGAGGAUCUGAGGGAGGGCAAUUUAAGGAUGUCUGACAGUCCCUCCUCAAGAAAAGAAAUCCAGAUCACCCUGCAAAUUGCACUGAAUUCAGAGGGGUUGAAGCUGUGAAAUCAAAGCUCAGCAGAAUAUUGAGGUGUCUCUUUUCCCUCUGAACAUUUAUUCCAAUAUUUACACACAGACAAGGCACUCCUGUGAUGGAGGAAUAAAUGAGCCAACACUGAGCCCCUAAUCUGGUUUGGAAAAACAAGAGUCAGUCCUGGAUGAAGCAGAAUUUCCUGAGCUUUUUUGUCUGAUUAAGGAUUUCAGGAUCAAGUAUUUCAUGUUGAAAGCCUUGGUGAUUAUAAUAAAUCAUUUGUGUGUGAGUAUCCACACACAGUCAGCCACUGGUUUCUGUUGUGGCUGCAGACCAUUCUUUUAUAAUUAUGAUGAUGUACUGGAAAUAGAAAUAAAAUUUUAAGUACA
This is a messenger RNA of Corvus hawaiiensis (hawaiian crow), 1627 nucleotides long. RefSeq names its product CGRP receptor component (gene CRCP). Gene Ontology annotation, molecular function: nucleotide binding. The transcript has 6 exons. Gene Ontology annotation, biological process: transcription initiation at RNA polymerase III promoter. The record is from RefSeq and is a predicted model, not a curated record. NCBI's taxonomy places the organism in Eukaryota, Metazoa, Chordata, Aves, Passeriformes, Corvidae. Gene Ontology annotation, cellular component: RNA polymerase III complex. Bases 225 to 665 code for a protein of 146 amino acids.